AUGCUUUGGAACAGAGCCCAAGCAGGAGACAUGACUGUCAUGUUUGACCAUAGUACGGACAACAACAAUGUUUCUUUUGUUCUCCCUACAUUAUUGCUUCUGCUGCAGAACAAAAGCUACCCCAAGACCUCCCUUCCUGCAGCUGACCAUGAGAUGACAGAGUCACCCCAGGAGCCCAGGCCAAGCAAGAACCGCACUGUCUUGCAGUAUGAGUUGAAGCCAGGGGAAAUUGUAUCAGCCAGCAUGGUUUUUGGAGUACUGUGGAUAAUUUCCAUCUUUGGAAACUCCCUCGUUUGCUUAGUGAUCCACAGGAGCAGGAGGACGCAAUCAACCACCAACUAUUUUGUUGUCUCCAUGGCUUGUGCAGAUCUUCUCAUCAGUGUUGGAAGUGCACCAUUUGUGCUGCUUCAGUUUACAGCAGGCAGGUGGACACUGGGGAAUGUGAUAUGCAAACUGGUAAGGUAUAUUCAGUAUUUCACUCCCGGAGUCCAGAUAUAUGUGCUCCUCUCCAUAUGUGUGGAUCGAUUCUACACUAUUGUCUACCCACUGAGCUUCAAGGUGUCAAGAGAGAAAGCCAAGAAAAUGAUUGUAGCAGCUUGGAUCUUUGAUCUUGCAUUUACAUCACCCGUUUUCUUUUUCUAUGGCUCCAAUGAGGAUGACCAUUGCAACUUUUUUCUCCCAGGUUCUUGGGAAGGAGCCAUCUACAGUAUUAUCCAUCUCUUGGUGGUGUUUUUGACCCCAUCCAUCCUCAUUAUCCUAUUCUACCAAAAGGUCAUUAAGUACAUUUGGAGAAUAGGCACUGAUGGCAGGACUGUUAGAAGAACAAUGAAUAUUGUCCCAAGAACGAAAGUGAAAACAAUCAAGAUGUUCUUAAUGUUAAAUUUAGUGUUUCUCCUGUCCUGGCUCCCAUUUCAUGUGAUACAACUGUGGCACCCAGAGGAAACAGACUACAGAAAAAGUUCCUUGGUUUUCAUGGUUAUCACAUGGAUCUCUUUCAGUUCUUCAGCUUCUAAGCCAACCCUGUACUCAGUGUACAAUGCAAACUUCAGAAGAGGGAUGAAAGAAACGUUUUGCAUGUCCUCCAUGAAAUGCUACAGAAGCAAUGCAUACACCAUCACCACCAGCUCAAGGAUAGCAAAAAAAAAUUAUGUCGGGAUCUCAGAAAUCCCAGCACCAGCCAAAACUGUAACCAAAGACUCAAUCUAUCAUUCAUUUAACAGAGAAGCAAAAGAAAAAAAGCUUGCCUGGCCUAUUCAUUCAAAUCCUCCAAAUACAUUUGUCUAA
This is a messenger RNA of Lagopus leucura (white-tailed ptarmigan), 1284 nucleotides long. It is a transcript of the gene GPR19, whose product is annotated as G protein-coupled receptor 19. Gene Ontology annotation, biological process: G protein-coupled receptor signaling pathway. NCBI's taxonomy places the organism in Eukaryota, Metazoa, Chordata, Aves, Galliformes, Phasianidae. The record is from RefSeq and is a predicted model, not a curated record. The coding region runs from base 1 to 1284 and encodes 427 amino acids. Gene Ontology annotation, molecular function: G protein-coupled receptor activity. Gene Ontology annotation, cellular component: plasma membrane. The transcript is spliced from 2 exons.